Cornus florida is the source of this 1993-nucleotide messenger RNA. RefSeq names its product BTB/POZ and TAZ domain-containing protein 3. The record is from RefSeq and is a predicted model, not a curated record. Lineage: Eukaryota; Viridiplantae; Streptophyta; Magnoliopsida; Cornales; Cornaceae. Gene Ontology annotation, molecular function: protein binding. The transcript has 7 exons. Bases 444 to 1706 code for a protein of 420 amino acids.
UGUCCAUUCCCAUUGCAAUAUUGCAUGACAGACUCGUGCCACUAGUUUUGCGUCCUCUUUCUCACACACGUCUGCCUCUCAUCCCCUUCUCUCUCUCUAAAACCCCCCAUACACACUCUCUAAAACGAUGUGCCUUAAAACUUCGCUAAGAGAAGUAUAGUGUCUUAGUACCUGAUUCACAGCUCUCACUAAACAAGUUCUAAUCAAUCACUACAUACAUAUACAUAAUACAUAUAUACACAUAUAUGUCUCGUGUGUGUAUAUAUAUAUCAGUCGAGUAGUCGAUCAGGUUAAAUAGCUCUAGAGCAUUAGUGUAUAUCUAUCUACUUUGAAACUCUGGUCAAUCUCACAAAUCUCGAAUUUUUUUCAAGGAGAUCUGCAGAUUGAUCGUUUGAAGUUAUUACAGAAAGUUUUAGUCAGUUUCACUUAUAUAGCAUUAGUUGAUGGCUUCACCUGAUUUUGAUUCCCCCUGUUCAUCCUCUAAUGUCGAAACCUUUAAUUACUCUUUUAAUAUAUACAAAGAGGAAGGGGCCUCGGCAAACAGUUUUUUUCUGGAAGUUCCCACCAAUUCUAUAUUCCAUAACCGCAAUAUCCCAAAACCUCCUCCUUUCCCUGCUAAAUUUUGUUCAAGAACCAAUUACCCCAGAAGACCUGCAGAGCGUUGCUUUGUCCCAAGGGAAACAAAAGAUACAUGGGACAAGCUCUUCAAAGAAAGUUGGGGAGCAGAUGUCUAUAUUCUUACAGAGAAUAGGGCAAUUAUUCCAGCUCAUUCCAUUGUUCUGAGUGCUGCAUCAACAGUACUGGGGAAUUUUCUGCAGCAAUCAAUAGUAAAAAAUGGUAUCAGAUGCAUUAAGAUUCCUGGGGUACCUUGUGAGGCUGUCUAUGCAUUCAUACGUUUUCUUUACUCAUCUUGCUAUGAAGAAGAAGAGAUGAAGAAGUUUGUUCUUCAUUUAUUGGUUUUGUCACACUCCUUCUCAGUACCAUCACUUAAAAAAUUAUGUGCACACUUUUUGGAGCAGAACUGGCUGACCACAGAAAAUGUGGUAGAUGUGCUUCAGUUAGCGAGAAACUGUGAUGCACCCCGGCUAUCCUUGAUUUGUGUUCGUAUUGUUGUGAGGGACUUCAAAACCAUAUCUUCCACUGAAGGAUGGAAAAUAAUGAGGCGUGUUAAUCCUGCACUUGAGCAAGAGCUUUUAGAGUCAGUUGUUGAAGCAGAUUCCGAUCUUGGAAACUGGAAUGUUAAUUUCAUUUCUUCUUUUCAGAGAAAACAAGAGAGGUUGAAGAAAAUUGAAGAGAAGAUGGUAUACUUACAACUACAUGAGGCAAUGGAAGCCCUACUUCACAUAUGCAGGGAUGGUUGCAGGACAAUUGGGCCCCGUGACAAAGUGCUGAAAGGAAGCCAGGUUGUUUGCAGUUUCCCAGCUUGCAAGGGGCUUGAGACUUUAGUCCGCCAUUUCUCCAAUUGUAAGACCCGGGUCCCUGGUGGAUGUGUGCACUGCAAGCGCAUGUGGCAGCUUCUUGAACUGCAUUCCCGCAUGUGUAAUGCGCCUGAUUAUUGCAAGGUUCCUCUUUGCAGGCAUUUUAAGGAGAAAAUGCAGCAGCAGUGCAAGAAAGAUGAGGCAAAAUGGAAACUGUUGGUUAGCAAAGUGUUGGCGGCAAAGAUUUCACUCGGGCCAUUUGCAUCUCGACGGUCGGGUUUUUUGUGACCUCGAUAUGUACUUCGUUUGUUCAUAGAAGUGUUCAGCCAAUAUUCAGCUGGCUGGCUUUAUGCAUAAACAAAGUAGAAACUGUAAAAAUGUAAGAAACGGGAAUAAAAGUCUUCAUCUGUGGUUUCUUGUUACAUUUAUACAUAAAUCCAUGAUGAGGAUGUGCCUAUGUAAGUUUGAAUUUAAAUUAAAUGUAUGGCGCAUAUCGGUUGAAUUUAUACAUAAAUAUGCGCAUUUCUUCUUGUAAUUGGGUGCAUUUCUUUGGAGGAUUUAUUUUCAUUUUACUA